CGGAGCCUCCUGCAGUUUGCAGGCGUACAGACAGCCAGAGGAAUACCACGGCUGUGCCUCUGCUCUGCCUUGGACUGUGGUGUGGGCUAUAGCGCUGCAGACGCGGCGUCCCCACUGUCUCAACGUUGAGCCUGUGCGGCAGCGGCAGAAUUCACUCUGCUACCGCCUUGCCUGCUGCAAUUCGCCGCUCCCAGAGAGAGAAACCCGUCUGUACUCCACUUUCAAGUCGCUAAAGGAGACCGUGGAUUGGAACUAAUUAUUGCGCCUAUUGGAUCAAUUUGAGUGGACUUACUGUUAGGUCGUUGUUUUUCAUGGUUGAAUACAGUAGGCUAUAUGGAUACCCAAUUUGCGUGAUAUUGGUUCAUGAUUGAAAAGCGCGGAGGGGCGUGGAAUUAAUUGACAUCUAUUUGGUCUUCUUGGAUGUAAAACAACCGAGAUUUAUUUCUCCCCACUCCUCCCUUCCCAUCUCCUCACCUUCAACAUGACUUCUCUGUCUGGGACCAAAGAGAGGUCUGUGACCAGCAGGAGCAGAAAAUACGGGAUUACAGACACCUCCCCGACAAAAUCAACCUCCUUCUCCCCGGAGACAUGGUACAGAAAGGCCUAUGAAGAGUCCCGGACCGGCAGCCGACCAGCUCCAGAGGGAGCCGGAUCUAUGCCCAGCUCCACAGGCACCCCCUCCCCAGGAUCUGGCACCUCGUCCCCGGGAUCCUUCUCCGGUUCCCCCGGGACCAUAUCUCCAGGGAUCGGGACCGGUUCCCCUGGGUCUCUCGGUGGCUCGCCAGGUUUCGGUACAGGUUCGCCUGGCUCUGGCAGCGGGAGCUCCCCUGGUUCUGAGAGAGAGAGGGGGAUAUGGUGUGAGCACUGCAAUGCCCGGCUGGCGGAGCUGAAGAGACAGGCGCUGAAGCUACUGAUUCCCGGUCCCUACUCCAGCAAGGAUCCGUCCUUCUCCCUGCUCCUCCACGACAAGCUUCAGGUGCCCAACAGCUCGGGGCGGGCCUGGAAUGAGCGUGACAGUCGCUGUGAUGUGUGUUCCACCCACCUGACCCAGCUGAAACAGGAAGCAGUCCACAUGGUGCUGACCAUGGACCAAUGGGACCUGUCCCCCAGCUCGCCCCCCACCCUGCCCAGCCACAGUGGCCCUCCACAGGGCCCCACAGCCCCAUGGGACUGGGCCUACCUCCCGUCAGCCGCAGCAGCCUACCCCCAUCCCCGUCCAAACCCACACCACCCUACCAUGCCUCCAACGUCCUCUACUGCGUCCUUCUCCAGCCUCAGCCAUGCUGCGUCCAACCCCAGCCCAGGUGCAACUUCUGUGGGUCAAACAUCCACCCAUGCAGCCUCUUCUGUGCCGGCCCCGGCGUCCUCAUCGCCGGCUCCAUCCCCGGUGCACCAGGGAGGGCAACCCCGCCAAGGUUCCAAGCCCAGUUCCCUAGGAGUGGGCCUCGGGGUGGAGAGGAGGAACGGCUCCCCGGCACACUCCAGUAAGGCCACCGGUGUCCCGUCGUCCCAGCCGCCCAACAGCCCCGGUAGUAACGGGAACCAUGCUGGGAGUGGAGCAGUGCUGAGUACAGCAGCACUACAGGCUCACCAGUACAUGUCUCGCACCAACGGAGGAGGAGUCACACUCUACCCCUACCAGAUCUCCCAGAUGAUAUCUGAUGGGUGUCGAGAGGGUGUGACGGAGGCAGUUCUGAACCGCUACAACGCUGAUCGCCCCUCGUCCUCGCAGGCCCCUCCCACUACGCAGGUUACCACGGCAGCACCAACCACCACCUCUGCUGCCGCGUCCUUCUUCGCCAGAGCUGCUCAGAAGUUGAACCUGUCAUCGAAGAAGAAGAAGCAGCGCCCAGCGCCCCCCCCAGUGGUGUGUGACCCCCCUCUGUUCCCCACCAACUUCAGUGGGACCCUGCAGACCGGCCCUCCCCCCGCCCCACCUUGCCUGUUACGGGCUGCCAGCAAGAUCAAAGACACCCCCGGACUGGGCAAGGUGAAGGUGAUGGUGCGUGUGUGUCCUGUGAUGUCCUCGGACGCAGCAGAGUCCAGCUCUUUCCUCAAGGUGGACACCAGGAAGAAGCAGGUGACCAUUAUGGAUCCAUCAGCCAACCAGAUGCAAGGAAACACCCUCCAGAAACGAGGAGUCAAUCAGGCCCCACCUAAGAUGUUUGCCUUCGACGCCGCCUUCCCCCAUGAUGCAUCACAGGCGGAGGUGUGUGCUGGUACUGUAGCUGAGGUCAUUCAGUCGGUGGUGAACGGAGCAGAUGGCUGUGUCUUCUGCUUCGGACACUCUAAACUGGGUAAAUCCUACACCAUGAUAGGUGGUGACGAGUCCAUGCAGACCCUGGGGAUCAUCCCCUGUGCCAUCUCCUGGCUCUUCAAGCUCAUCAACGAGAGGAAGGAGAAGACGGGAGCACGCUUCUCUGUCCGAGUCUCAGCCGUAGAGGUUUGGGGUAAAGAGGAGAACCUGAAGGACUUGCUGUCUGAAGUAGCGACAGGCAGUUUGCAGGACAGCCAGUCCCCUGGAGUUUACCUCUGCGAGGACCCCAUCUGUGGCAUGCAGCUCCAGAACCAGAGUGAGCUGCGAGCCCCCACGCCAGAGAAAGCAGCCUUCUUCCUGGAUGCAGCCAUAGCAGCUCGCUAUAGCAACAGAGCUGACUCCGACCCGGAGGAGCAUCUCAACUCACACAUGCUGUUCACACUGCACAUCUACCAGUACCGCAUGGAGAAGACUGGCAAGGGAGGGAUGUCGGGAGGUCGCAGUAGACUCCACCUGAUAGACCUGGGCAGCUGUGUGAAGGUGCUGGGAGGAGAGAAGGGCAGGGAGAGCAGUGGUAGUACAGCAGCAGGGCUGUGUCUGUCUCUGUCUGCCCUGGGGAACGUUAUCCUGGCUCUGGUCAACGGCAGCAAACAUAUCCCCUACAAGGACAGUAAGCUGACCAUGCUACUGAGAGAGUCACUGGGCAACAUGAACUGUCGGACCACCAUGAUCGCCCACAUCUCCUCGUCGCCUAGCAACUUCUCUGACACGCUCUCCACCCUCCAGAUCGCCUCGCGCCUCCUCCGUAUGAAGAAGAAGAAGACCAAAGUCAGUAUGCAAUACACGUCCAGUUCGUCAGGGGGUGAGAGUUCGUGUGAGGAGGGUCGUAUGCGUCGCCCCACCCACCUGAGACCAUUCCACUCCCGUAGCUCUGCCGACUCCAACCUUCCCCUGCUGCACCUCUCCAGCGACCCAGAUGACUACUCCAGUAGCGAGCAGUCCUGUGACACCGUCAUCUACGUGGGCCCCAAUGGGGGUGCUAUCUCGGACCGUGAGCUGACCGACAACGAGGGUCCGCCAGAGUUUGUCCCCAUCAUUCCUGCUCUGCUGAAGAGCAAAGCCGAGUCUGGCGUCCUGCCGACUACACCAACUCUACAACAACAACAGCAACAGACAGUACUCUCCCAGACCCAGCCCCAGCCUGCCCCUACACAGACACACACCCAGCCCUCUGCCCUGCCGACACAGUCCCUCACCUCCCUAACCCAGCCCCCACUCCCUCUCCUCCAACCCCUGGGCCAACCCCUGCCCCCUGUGCCAGAGGAAGGAGCGGAGUGUCUCAAGUGCAACACCUUCGCCGAGCUGCAGGAGCGGCUGGAGUGUAUCGACGGGAGCGAAGAGGUGGCCAAGUUCCCCUUUGAGGAGGUGCCGGUUAGUAAGGGGGCCAAGUCUGACACCCUGGUCCCCCCUGGGUCUGAGACGGAGCCUACGGGAGGGGUGGGAGUGGAGGUAGAGACCUCCAGGAGGAUGUCCAAUGACGAGCAGCUCCAGGAGAUCAGGGAGGUGGUGGAAGAGGCAGAACUGGCCCAGACCAUGAUAGAGAGUCUGAGCCUGACCGGCAACAGCAGUGUGACGGGCAGCAGUGGAGCUGGACACACUAACACUAACCCUCUACAGAGGGCCAAGAGCGCCAGCCUCCAUGACAGUCGUGAGUCUCUGAGCGCAGGCAGUAGCAGUGAUGGUAAGCCCCGCCCCCUGGGUUCUCCUCGGCUGGGCAUCGCCUCUCUUACCAAGACCUCUGACUACAGACCUCCUUCCUCACCCUCACAGCGCUGCAAGGUCUACACCCAGAAGGGUGUGAUGCCGGGAACACCCCCUCUGUCCUGCCAGAGUCUGUCUACUGCAGACAGCCUGGCUGCAGAUAGUGGGAGGUCCUCUACAGAUUCCCUGCUGCAGCUGGAGUCCCUGUCCAGGACCUCCCCAUUGAGAAUGAGUCCCCAGGUGCUAAAGCGCACCAACUCCUUGUCUGCCAGCCUGGGGUCGGCUGAGACCCUGUGUGACGAUAAUGUUCCUCAGAUACCUCUGGAUGUACGCAGGGACACCCCAGUUCCUGCUCUAGCCCUCUGCCCCUCCUCUACCCCAGCCCCAGCAGACCCUCGUUCUCUAGGGGAAGAUGAGCUGGUAUUCACCCUGGGGUGUGAGGAGGGGCUGGAUGUCCGGGGCCUGCUGGAGAGUGGCGGUCGUCCCACUAGCAUCAUUAGCUUCACCAGCGACUGUUCCGUCACCGCCCUGGCCUCGGGAUCCCGCCCUGUCUCCAUCAUCAGCAGCAUCAGCGAUGACCUGGAGUGCUACGGAAACCACACUACUGUCAUUGCUACGACCACCGGAAUGGUCACAAUGACAAGCGCCUCAGUUGCCGGGGUGAUCGCCAUGGCGGAAGUCAGCAUGGCGAAGCUUCGCAUGGAAGGAGAGGCGAUGGCGGCGCUGCCUAGCUGCCGGUCGUCCAUCUCAUCAUGGCUGAGUGAGCUGAGUGCUGGGAGUGACGGGGAUCAGUCCCUGCACAGUUUCGGCCAGUCCUAUGGACAUGGGGAGGCUCUGGCUGAGCUAGACCCCCCACAGGUGCCUCUCUCUGGGGCAGAGGAGCAAGAUGAGGUGUCCCUGGGUUCUAGAGGACGGAAGACUCCUGACAGCGACGUAGUGUUGUGUGGAGAUGAGAAAGGAACGGAGAAGGAGAAAAGCACCCUGACUAAAGAGAGGCUGAAGAGACUGUCUCCCUCCAUGGGUAAGACCAACAUUACAGUCUUCAACAUCCAGACCCUGGGGGCCUCCAGCAACUUCAUCCCCUUCAAGACCAACAUCACAGUCCACCCCUGUGUGGCCGUCAAACCCAUGGUUAUACAGGAGCCCACUAUACUGUCCUCCCCUACCAAGACUCACCUGUUGUCCAAGGACCCAGCCAAGCCUGCCCUAGCCCAAGCCCUGGUCUUGGCCUCCAUGUCCAGCGAUCUCAGCUUCGACGACCCCUGGAUGAAGAGAGAUGGAGGCGAUGUGAGGCCUAAGGAGCUGGUGUGUGAGGUGAAGCCGGAGAAGAGGGUGGUGGAGCCACCAGUCAAGACAGACCCAGCUAAGACCCAGGCCUGGCCCCAGGGUGACAGGGCCAGCAGGGUGGACAGUGGCUACGGAGGGGACCGUUGCAGCUCCAGCAGCGGUGAGACCGUCUCCUCUCCAGACUCCUGUAAGAGGGUGGUGGACGGCUGUGAGAUGGUGCUGGUCAGCUCUGGGGAGUGUCUGAUGACUCCCGUCUACUCUGCCGACAUCCUGCGCACCGCCAGUCUGCCCCGCGGCUGGCACCGGAUCAACCGCCACGACGGCCUAGACGAGGACUCACUCCGCUACGGCGCUAAUGGAGGAGGGGCAGGGGGGGAGUCUCGGGGCCUAGGGAUCACCACCUCCACCCCCUGUAGUCCGAGGGCAACACUGGACCGACGGGGGUCAUCCGGGAGACAAGGCCUGUUCUCCCGCCAGAAAGGGAUCCCACCGCUGCCACCAGUACGCAAGUCCAGUCUGGACCAGAAGAACCGGUCAGGAGGCCCCCUUAGCCCCCUGCACGCACCCAUCCAUGGCCUCUCCUUCCUGGGGAGCACCCCGGAGGACCUAGAUGGGCUUGGUGGAGGGAAACAGAAGGGGUCUAAUGUGGAGAGCAGUAGGUUGUUCAGUGCUAAACUAGAGCAACUGGCUAACAGAACCAACUCUCUGGGGCGGUCCCAUGGAGGUCACAGCUCUCUUGGCCCCCACUACGACUGCCUCUCCCUGGAGAGGGGGGAGAGCCUCAGCACCUUGGUCUGGAAGGGGGCAGCCGGAGGGGGGAGGGGGGACUGCAAUAUGCCCCAUCCCGGACGUAGCAUCCGCUGUGGCUCAGUGUCAUCCUCCUCCCCUAAUGGAAACUGUUCCGGUAACAGCCCCGGCAGUGCUCCCAAGUCGCCCAAGUCGAGCCAGUCGAAGAUCUCAGCGGUCAGCAAGCUGCUGAUGGCCAGCCCUAAGACCCGCAGCCUUUCGGCCUCCAGCACCAAGACACUCAGCUUCUCCACCAAGUCUCUUCCCCAGUCUGUCAACCGCAGCUCCAGUUUGCCUCCCAACGGCAAGACCCAGCCCCAGCCCCAGGGUCAGACCUCCAGCCAGGCCCUGGGACAAAACAAGGAACCCAGCUCUGGCUCCUGGGCCACCCAGUCUCUGAGUCGCAGCCGAGGGGGAGGCCUGGCCGCCAAGCUGCCUCUGAGAGCCGCCAACGGACGCAUCUCCGAGCUGCUUCAGGGCAACGGAGGCUCUCGAUCCACCAGUCACAACCGAGGAGGAGGCUCCGAAGCUGGGGAGGAGAGGGGUGCUGGAGGAAGUGGAGGUGGAGCAGGUGGUGGAGGGGCACAGGGAGAGGAGAGACCAGUGAUGGUCCACACCCUGCCGUCUCCCUACAGUAAGAUCACAGCCCCCAAGCGGCCCCAGCGCUGCAGUAGCGGCCAUGCCAGUGACAACAGUAGUGUUCUGAGUGGAGAGCUGCCCCCGGCCAUGGGGAAGACAGCCCUGUUCUACCACAGCGGGGCCAGCAGUGGCUACGAGAGCAUGCUGAGGGACAGCGAGGCCACAGGAAGCACCUCCUCUGCCCAGGACUCUCUGAGCGAACAUAGCUCAGCCACCAGCAGCAGCCGCCGUAGCCUCAAGAACAACAAGAAGAGGAACAACAACACAGGUACCCAGCGUCGUCGUCUGAUUCCCAGCCUGACCCUGGACUCGUCCUCUCUGAUCAGGAAGCCCGCCAUCAGCUCCAGCGUACGCUGGGUAGACGGCCCGCUAAGCCCCGCCCCCAGGGGAACCACAGAACCCUUCGAGAUAAAGGUCUACAAGAUAGACGACGUGGAGCGCCUGCAGAGGAGGAGAGAGAAAGGAAACAAGGAGGUGGUUUAUCUCAGUGCUAAGCUGAAGACCUUGGAGCACAGGCAGCAGCGGAUCUCCGAGGUCCGAGCCAAGUACGACUGGCUGAAGAAAGAGCUGGAGCAGACCAAGCAGCACCUGAUGCUGGAGCCAGAGAAAUGGACCACUGAAUUUGACCUGCAGCAGACGUUUGAGGUGGACUCUCUGGAGUACCUGGAGGCUCUAGAGGUGAUGACAGACAGACUGGAGACCAGGGUCAACUUCUGCAAGGCUCACCUCAUGAUGGUCACCUGCUUCGACGUGACCUGCUGCCGCAGGUAGACCCACGGACGGACCACACCUCCGCUAGGACCGUUAGGACCCAAAGGACUAGGAGCAGCUCGGAUACAACAGCAGAGAGAGGGAUGGAGUGGAGGGAGGGAUUUCCUUGAGGAGGAAGAAGAAGAAGAAGAACAAAGGCAGACACUAAAGAUGAAUAUUUUUUUAAGCAGCGGGACAGGGAGCGAGGGAGGGAGGGAGAGGAGGAUGAAGAAGAGAAUGAAGAGGAGGAAGAGAGGGUGUUUUUUUAACAUUUUUAAAUGAGGAGUAUAUCUCCCACCUGACAGGAAGAGCACUUUUACUGUGGAGUUGUUGGAGAUGAAGUUUGUAAAUAAAGUUGUGCUUGCUUUGAAUAAGGACUGGCUGACAGACGGCUAUAGACACGUAGGGAAAAAAAGAGAAAAGAACGACAGAAAAGAAAAGAAAACCAACCUUGUGUGUGAAAGACAAGUGCCUUGCGAACACUUCGAAAUCGGAACCAUUGCUCCUGUAUUUGUGUACAGAUGGUGCUAGCUGAAAAAAAGAAGAGAUCUCAAAAGUAAAAAAAAGAAAUAAGUUGUGGAAAGUAAAAACCACAGCUCCGUUUUACUCGGUGUUUCCUCCCCUGACUAGCUGUUCUCAGUGGCUUGUAUUGUUCUGCACUAGUUAGGAUUCAACUUUAGGAACUGCUACGUGUACGUUUUCUAUACCUCUUUUUAAAAAUUCUCUGAAGACAGUGACACCACACAGAGUGCUUUAGGGGAUAGGAAAUGAUGUAUAAGGACGGACAAGACCCAGGGAAGGGAGGUGGUGGUGGUGGUUUAUCUUAUGGCCCAUUGAUUUCAUUGUCAUCCCUCAGGCUAUGUUAACUGAAGUAUUCAGUCGGGGGUUCAGGCCUAACACACACCCACCACCCACACGUCCCCUAACGAUGAUCAAGAGGUGCAGAGAGACAUCAGCUAGAAAGGAGGGGAGAUGGAGGGAUGAACAAAGGCUAAAAGAAAAUGUUAUCAUUAGGGGAACAUCAUAAUAACGACCAUAGAAGGGGAUGGGUGUGACCAUGUGAUUAAUGGGUUAAAGGGACACUGCUCUAUUCUACAGGUCUAAAAAAUGGGGGACAUCUGAGUUUAAAUAUGAGUGUAGAGGAAAAUGUCCCAUUCACUCUGCUUGGUGCCACUGUCGUGGUGCAUUCACUUUCAUAAUAGUUUGGUGCUUGAGACAGUUUCAGAUCUAAAUGUUUGUAUACACAUACAUACAUAUAUAUAUACACAUAUAUACACACAUACAUAUAUAUAUAUAUAUAUAUACAGUAGGAGUUAUUUUAACUCGUUUUUCAAACAUUGCACAAAUUUCUUGUUAACAAACUAUAAUUUUGGCAAGUCGGUUUGGACAUCUACUUUGUGCAUGACACAAGUCAUUUUUCCAACAGAAGUUUACAUACCCUAAGUUGACUGUGCCUUUAAACAGCUUGGAAAAUUCCAGAAAAUAAUGUCAUGGCUUUAGAAUCUUCUGAUAGGCUAAUUGACAUUGGAGGUGUACCUGUGGAUGUAUUUGAAGGCCUACUUUCAAACUCAGUGCGUAUUUGCUUGACAUCAUGGGGAAAUCUAAAGACAUAUCAGCCAAGACCUCAGAAAAACAAUUGUAGACCUCCACAAGUCUGGUUCAUCCAAUUUCCAAUCGCAUGAAGGUACCACGUUCAUCUGUACAAACAAUAGUACGGAAGUAUAAAUACCGCCAUAAAAAAGCCAGACUACAGUUUGCAAAUGCACAUAGGGACAAAUAUCAUACUUUUUGGAGAAAUGUCCUCUGGUCUGAUGAAACAAAAAUAGAACUGUUUGGCCAUAAUGACCAUCGUUAUGUUUGGAGGAAAAAGGGGGAGGCUUGUAAGCCGAAGAACACCAUCCCAACCGUGAAGCACCGGGGUGGCAACAUCAUGUUGUGGGGUGCUUUGCUGCAGGAGGGACUGGUGCUAUAUUCACAAAAUAGAUGGCAGAAUGAGGGAGGAAAAUUAGGUGGAUUUACUGAAGCAACAUCUCAAGACAUCAGUCAGGAAGUUAAAGCUUGGUCGCAAAUGGGUCUUCCAAAUGGAUAAUGACCCCAAGCAUACUUCCAAAGUUGUGGCAAAAUGGCUAAAGGCCAACAAAGUCAAGGAGUGGCCAUCACAAAGCCCUGACCUCAAUCCUAUAGAACAUUUGUGGGCAGAACUGAAAAAGUGUGUGCGAGCAAGGAGGCCUACAAACCUGACUCAGUUCCACCAGCUCUGUCAGGAGGAAUGGGUCAAAAUUCACCCAACUUAUUGUAGGAAACUUGUGGAAGGCUACGUGAAACGUUUGACCCAAGUUAAACAAUUUAAAGGCAAUGCUACCAAAUACUAAUUAAGUGUAUGUAAACUUCUGACCCACUGGGAAUGUCAUGAAAGAAAUUAAAGCUAAAAUAAAUCAUUUUCUCUUCUAUUAUUCUGAUAUUUCACAUUCUUAAAAUAAACUGACCUAAAACAGGGUAUUUUUACUAGGAUUAAAUGUCAGGAAUUGUGAAAAACAGAAUUUGGCUUAGGUUGUAUGUAAACUUCCGACUUCAACUGUAUACAUAUGUGUGUGUAUAUAUACAUAUAUGCAAAUGUAUGUGUAUAUAUACACAGGGGCACAAAAGUAUUUAGUCAGCCACCAAUUGUGCAAGUUCUCCCACUUAAAAAGAUGAGAGAGGCCUGUAGUUUUCAUUAUAGGUACACUUCAACUAUGACAGACAAGAUGAGAAAAAAAAUCCAGAAAAUCACAUUGUAGGUUUUUUUAUGAAUUUAUUUGCAAAUGAUGGUGGAAAAUAAGUAUUUGGUCACCUACAAACAAGCAAGAUUUCUGGCUCUCACAGACCUGUACCUUCUUCAACAGGCCCCUCUGUCCUCCACUCGUUACCUGUAUUAAUGGCACCUGUUUGAACUUGUUAUCAGUAUAAAAGACACCUGUCCAUAACCUCAAACAGUCACACUCCAAACUCCACUAUGGCCAAGACCAAAGAGCUGUCAAAGGACACCAGAAACAAAAUGGUAGACCUGCACCAGGCUGGGAAGACUGAAUCUGCAAUAGGUAAGCAGCUUGGUUUGAAGAAAUCAACUGUGGGAGCAAUUAUUAGGAAAUGGAAGACAUACAAGACCACUGAUAAUCUCCCUCGAUGUGGAUCUCCACGCAAGAUCUCAUCCCGUGGGGUCAAAGUGAUCACAAGAACGGUGAGCAAAAAUCCCAGAACCACACGGGGGGACCUAGUGAAUGACCUGCAGAGAGCUGGGACCUAAGUAACAAAGCCUACCAUCAGUAACACACUACGCCACCAGGGACUCAAAUCCUGCAGUGCCAGACGUGUCCCCCUGCUUAAGCCAGUACAUGUUCAGGCCCAUCUGAAGUUUGCUAGAGAGCAUUUGGAUGAUCCAGAAGAAGAUUGGGAGAAUGUCAUAUGGUCAGAUGAAACCAAAAUAUAACUUUUUGGUAAAAACUCAACUCGUCGUGAUUGGAGGACAAAGAAUGCGGAGUUGCAUCUAAAGAACACCAUACCUACUGUGAAGCAUGUGGGUGGAAACAUCAUGCUUUGGGGCUGUUUUUGUGCAAAGGAACCAGGACGAUUGAUCCGUGUAAAGGAAAUAAUGAAUGGGGCCAUGGAUCGUGAGAUUUUGAGUGAAAACAUCCUUCCAUCAGCAAGGGCAUUGAAGAUGAAACGUGGCUGGGUCUUUCAGCAUGACAAUGAUCCAAAACACACCGCCCGGACAACGAAGGAGUGGCUUCGUAAGAAGCAUUUCAAGGUCCUGGAGUGGCCUAGCCAGUCUCCAGAUCUCAACCCCAUAGAAAAUCUUUGGAGGGAGUUGAAAGUCUGUGUUGCCUAGCAACAGCCCUAAAACAUCACUGCUUUUGAGGAGAUCUGCAUGGAGGAAUGGGCCAAAAUACCAGCAACAGUGUGUGAAAACCUUGUGAAGACUUACAGAAAACAUUUGACCUCUGUCAUUGCCAAAAAAAAGGGUAUAUAACAAAGUAUUGAGAUAAACUUUUGUUAUUGACCAAAUACUUAUUUUCCACCAUAAUUUGCAAAUAAAUUCAUUCAAAAUCCUACAAUUGGAUUUUUUUUCUCAUUUUGUCUGUCAUAGUUGAAGUGUACCUAUGAUACAAAUUACAGGCCUCUCUCAUCUUUUUAAGUGGGAGAACAUGCACAAGUGGUGGCUGACUAAAUACUUUUUUUGCCACACUGUAUAUACAUACAUAUAUAUAUAUAUAUAUAUAUAUAUAUAUAUAUACACAUAUAUAUAUAUAUGUAUAUAUAUAUACACAUAUACACAUAUAUAUAUAUAUAUAUAUAUAUAUAUAUACACAUAUACACAUAUAUAUAUAUACACAUAUAUAGCUUGUUUCCUAAAAUAACUUUCAGACAUAAAUGCUUCUUCUUCAUCUUACCAUCAUAUUUAACGACGUAGUGUCCUUGGCUGUUUUGAAAGGCAUUUAUAAAAAAAUAUAUAUAUUUUUUAUUAUCAUCCUCAUCAUUCCCUCUCCCUCCCUUUCGUGAGAGGUCAUGCCCCUUGCCCUUUCACCUAUCCCCUAUGUCAUGGUCAUGAAUGAAGUAUCUUAUUUAUUUAACUCAGGAGGCAUGCUGGAACAGAGAGGUGCUGGAACCGAGAGUUGCUUGUAUUGUAUAAUGUAUUAUCCACACACCUUUUGGUCUGCAAAGUUACUAUGCAUUCAAAAAAAUACAAAAUAAUGUACAUAUGCUGAGCCCAUUUCAUAUAUAGAUAGAUUACAACAUAUACACUAUCGUCUUUAUUUGAGAUUUUAUUUUUUUCCUCCGCUAUUUUGGUUUGUUACUUCCUCCUUUGAGAUGGAAAUUGCACGAUUUGAUGGGGGUAGGAAGAAGUAGUCCCCUAAUGGUUAAGAUAUGAUUCAAGAUAGGUAAUCUGAUCCUAGAUCUGUUCCUAAGGGCAGCUUCUACCUGGAGCCUGUUGAAGAUAGUACUCUCCAGAGUCACGUUCGGCUGCAACAUUACAAAACCUGUGCGUAGAAACGUGUUGUGGAUAAAAAAAAGAUGAUUGUCUUGAAAGGCUAGGGAAUCGAGUCUGCUCUAUUCGUUACAUUUCUAUCUGCGAAGUUUGAACAUCUUACCUUCCUGAAUACACCCUGGUCACGUCUGUGUUUGUCACCAUGGAAACGUCCCACUCCGCUGUCAUGGGGUCGGAUGUGUUGUAAAGAGAUCUAUUCCUCUGGUUGCACAGUCUCUGAGAGGAGUGAGAGAGGUAGCCUACUGUAGAUAGCAGGAUUGGACACAACUUAAUUUAGUCAAUUUCGGGAAGGGAACAAAUCCUCACAGAACAAAACAGCAGGCUUCAAAUCUUGAAAUGGUAUUCAGCCAAAACGUCUCCUGAGAAGACGAAAUAGAAAUGGAAUUUACCCGUAGUCCCAUCCCGUGCUAGGCCUUACGGUGCUUUGGCUGGGCUAAUUUGUGUGUGUGUUUUGAGAGAGACAGAUGCACAGACCAGAGAGACAGACUAUGGUUGUGUUCAGAAGGCACAAAACGGGGAGAAAUAAACCAGUUUGAAAUGGGAAAUGAAAAAAGUUGGACCAACAAUGUUUCUUCCUAAUUGUGCCUGCUUGAACCCGACCCAUGUCUGUGUGUAACUGUCAGCAGGAACACUUCGAACAGAGAAACGAACUGAGAAUCUGACAGUGACGCAAGGAUUGCUGUAAAUAAAGGAUUGUAUUGGA
This is a messenger RNA of Oncorhynchus keta (chum salmon), 13206 nucleotides long. RefSeq names its product kinesin family member 26Ba (gene kif26ba). The record is from RefSeq and is a predicted model, not a curated record. Lineage: Eukaryota; Metazoa; Chordata; Actinopteri; Salmoniformes; Salmonidae. Bases 482 to 7501 code for a protein of 2339 amino acids. Gene Ontology annotation, biological process: microtubule-based movement. The transcript is spliced from 19 exons. Gene Ontology annotation, molecular function: microtubule binding; microtubule motor activity; ATP binding.